Messenger RNA from Carlito syrichta (Philippine tarsier), 3220 nucleotides. RefSeq names its product BCLAF1 and THRAP3 family member 3 (gene BCLAF3). The record is from RefSeq and is a predicted model, not a curated record. Gene Ontology annotation, molecular function: transcription coregulator activity; DNA binding. Bases 30 to 2168 code for a protein of 712 amino acids. The transcript has 11 exons. Lineage: Eukaryota; Metazoa; Chordata; Mammalia; Primates; Tarsiidae. Gene Ontology annotation, cellular component: mediator complex. Gene Ontology annotation, biological process: positive regulation of transcription by RNA polymerase II.
AAAGUGGACAGUGGCUCACGUGUCAAAGGAUGGCACGAUCACGAUCUAGAUCCCCCAGGUGGAAACACAGGUCUUUAUCACCAGUACCUAGAAACUCUGAAUACUACAAGCAAAGACAUUCUCAUGGGCAUUAUGGCUGUGAAUAUAGGAAGGAUCCAAAAAGACCCAUCACUUGGAGAAUGGACAGUGAGAAACAUGGACAGAGUAAACCAAGGAUUCCCUCUCGUGGAAAUAUAUAUUACCGAUCUUAUGAACAUAGAUCGCCUUCCCCUAACAUAAGAAGAAACUCUUUAGAAAGUUUUUAUAUGUAUAAGCCUCACCGAGGAUAUUCGCCUGGAAGAUGGGACAGUAACAGAAGAUCUCAGUAUAUGCACAAAUACUCAGAAGGUGUACCCUAUAAAGAGCAUGAGAGGAAUUGUUAUCCCCAGAAAGUGCAAGGAAGGUAUAUUCCUGAUGACCACAGAGUUAGAGGAAGUGGGAAAGGAGGGAAACCACCUCAGAGGUCAGUAGCAGAUUCUUUUAGAUUUGAAGGAAACUGGCAUGAAGAUGAGUUGAGGCACCAGAGGAUACAAGAAGAACAAUAUUCCCAGUCACCUAGAAGAGGCUCUGAAGACUUUGAGACAAGGAGCUCUUUUCAGAAGAGGUAUCCUGAGGAUCGUGAUUUCAGAAAAUAUGGACACACAUCAAAAAGGCCUAAAGACGUGGAGAGGUAUGAAAACAGAGAGCCUGCCAGGAACCCAAAGUGGAAGCCCGAGCAUUCCCUCCCAUCUUACCAAGAGAAGAAAGACCAGUGGAACCUUGGGCCCCAAACUUACCGAUACAUUGAGAGGGAACACCCAGAGACCAGUUCAGCAACCAAAGUAUCCUAUGAUUAUCGUCACAAACGUCCUAAACCCUUAGAUGGGGACCAGAACUUUUCUGAUUGGAGAACUCAGAAGUACUCUAAAGAAGAAGAUAGAAAAUAUAGUUCUCAAAAAGGCCCUGUAAAUAGAGAGUUAGAUUGUUUUAAUGCUGGAAGAGAGAGAGAGACUCAAGAUGGGCAAGUCAAAGAACCUUUUAAGCCAUCUAAGAAAGACUACAUUGCCUGUCCUCAUUCAAGUAGAAAUGAUGUUGAUUUGAGGCCCUGUAAUGACAAGUGGAAGGAAAAAAGAGAAGGGGAUUUCAGAAAAGAGAGCGACUCUUCCAGUAACCAACUUGAUAAAAGUCAAAAACUUUCUGAUGUGAAACCCUCAUCUGUCAAUCUUAGGAAGAAAUUACUUACAGUUAAAGUAGAUGUGAAGAAAGCAGUAGACACAUUCAGGGUUGCUUCUAGCUAUUCCACAGAGAGACAGAUGUCACAUGAUUUGGUUGCUGUUGGCAGGAAAAGUGAGAACUUUCAUCCAGUGUUUGAACAUCUUGACUCAACUCAGAAUACUGAAAACAAACCUACAGGAGAAUUUGCUCAGGAAAUCAUAACAAUAAUCCAUCAAGUUAAAGCAAACUAUUUUCCAUCACUUGGCAUUACUCUACAUGAGCGAUUCUCAACAAUGCGACAUAUACACGAUGCAGAUAUAAAUGAAAUAAAAUUGAAUUCAGAUCCAGAAAUUCACAGGAGAAUAGAUAUGUCUUUGGCCGAACUUCAGAGUAAACAAACUAUGAUAUAUGAAUCAGAACAGACUCUGGUCAAAAUAAUAGAUCCAAAUGACCUACGACAUGACAUUGAAAGAAGGAGAAAAGAACGGUUACAGAAUGAAGAUGAUCACAUUUUUCACAUAGCUAGUGCUGCAGAGAGGGGUGAUCAGCAUUCCAGUUUUCCAAAGGUGAAGAAUACUCAUGCUGAUAGAUUCCAAAAACCUACACAUUUUAUAAAAUCGAAUUUUAGAAAAUUUAUUCAGAAACCUUACAUGAAUUAUACUAUGCAGAGAAAAGACAUCAUCACUCACAAACCAUUUGGAGUUGAGGGAAACCAUCAAAACACAAGAGGCUUUAAAAGACCUUUUAAGAGCAACUUUAGAGGGAGCAGAUUCCAGCCCCAUAAUAAAUCAGGCCUGGUACGGAAGAGCAUGUACAUUCAGGCUAAGUAUCAGCGUUUACGGUUUGCUGGUCCAAGGGGAUUUAUCACUAAUACGUUCAGAGAACGAUUGCUGAGGAAAAAAAAGGAAUAUACAAAUGUUGCCACAGAAAUUUAAUCUGGAAAUCUUACAGAUGGCAAGGACACUACAGGAGGCUGUUGGGGAGCAUCUCACUUUAUCAGGAGUUAGAAGUGGCACUAAGGCACUAAUACUGUAACUUUCUUGAAAAAAUAACUAUUUUUUAGUAGUGGAAUGCUGCAACUUUUUACACUUAACAAUUGCUUUUAAAUUACAGUAUUCAGUUUAAAAGUUGUAUUAACUACAGUUGGUUUUUUUUUUUGCAAAAAAGUCUCAAAAGAAUCACUUGAAGGGCAUUAUUUGUUUAUGCAUUUUUUUUCUGAGCAUGGUUUCAUAGAGAGAACUUAACCAAGUUAUUCAGAUGUUUAUAUGUUGAAAGUUUUGCUUAUGUAAUAAAAACAAAAACAAAAGUAUCUCAAUUGUAUAGUGUCUGUACAUGAAAGAACUUUAAACAGUGGCCUUACGGUAGCAAAUUUUAUACCGGAUUUUUCUUUUUCUGAUGACAUUUUGGCUUAUAACUUGAAGUUUUCUUAAGUUUCUGAAGAUCAAGGCCUGUAUAAUUCAUACAUUUCAUAUUAUAAUAUAAGAAGGCAAGAGAAAAGGUGCUUCAAAUUUUCCAUCAGGUAGUUGUGAGUGCACUGAAUUUUUAGUAAUAUGUUCAUUCAGUUUUUUCCACAACUAUUUGCUCUUUUCCAGUUUCAAAAUGCUAUUGUGGAAAAUAUGUAAAGAUUUUGUAAUCUAUAGUCCAUCUUAUUUUUCCCUCAGGGCAAGCUUGUGCAUAUCAUAUUUUUAAAGGCUUUUUAAAAAAUCUGACAGAUAAAAUCUCAUAUUUGAAAAUUGUACUUUACUACUACAGCAUUACACAUUUUGCAAGCACAUCUUACAGAAUGUUUACUUUUAGUUCAGUUGAUACGUAUUGCAUACCUACUAUGUGUAAGAUAAAAACUGAUGGGAUUUUAAAUGAAAAUUUUAGGUCCUAAUACCUUGUUUCUUUGUUUUCUGUGUUCUGCUUAACAGUACAUAUACAUUCCCAGUUACAUUUUUGUGAAAUGUUUAUUUGUAAUAAAAUAUUGUUGCUCUUUCUGCUUAAA